Molecule: messenger RNA, 3189 nt
Organism: Pimephales promelas (fathead minnow)
Lineage: Eukaryota; Metazoa; Chordata; Actinopteri; Cypriniformes; Leuciscidae
Gene: pgm2l1
Product: phosphoglucomutase 2-like 1
Biological process (GO): carbohydrate metabolic process
Cellular component (GO): nucleus
Molecular function (GO): intramolecular phosphotransferase activity; glucose-1,6-bisphosphate synthase activity
Source: RefSeq, a predicted model, not a curated record
AGUACACUACAUUUGCUGUGAUAAAUCAUUUUUCUGUUACAUCAGAUAAAACAGUGUAAAUAACAUUUCCCACCCUUUGGUUUAUCUGCAGGCUUGCAAGGUUGACAGCAGCUGUUAUGCUUUGUAAAGAUAUCCCUGUCUAUUUGUUCUCUACAUAUGUGCCUACCCCAUUUGUGCCGUAUGCUGUGAUGAAGUAUGGAGCUGCAGCUGGAGUCAUGAUCACUGCUUCUCAUAACAGAAAAGAGGACAAUGGGUACAAGGUUUAUUGGCACAAUGGGGCACAGAUCUCCUCGCCACACGAUAAGGAGAUCUUGCAUUGCAUUGAGGAGAGUACCGAACCGUGGGAAGAGUCCUGGAAUGUGGACCUAGUUGAGAGCAGCCUGUUGAGGAGUGACCCACUGGAGGACGUCUGCCGCUGGUACAUGGAAGAGCUAAACACUGUCUGCUUCCACAGAGAACUUAACACAAAGUCUCCCCUGAAGUUUGUGCAUUCAUCUUUCCAUGGUGUUGGUCACAACUUUGUCCAGAGAGCUUUUCAGCAGUUUGGCUUCCCACCUCCUAUCCCUGUUCCGGAACAGAAAGAUCCAGAUCCAGAAUUUUCCACUGUCAGUUGUCCCAACCCAGAGGAAGGAGAAGCUGUUUUGGAGCUGGCUCUUCGUUUGGCCGAGAGUGAAGAGGCUCGCAUUGUCGUGGCCACAGACCCCGAUGCUGAUCGCUUGGCUGUUGCGGAGCUGAAUGACAAUUGCAGUUGGAAAGUGUUCACGGGAAAUGAGCUGGCUGCAUUGCUCGGCUGGUGGAUGUUGUUUAACUGGAAGGAAGCACAUCCUGACCCAGCAGACACUGAGGGAGUAUACAUGCUGGCCACCACCGUUUCUUCCAAAAUACUUAAAGCCUUUGCACGCAUUGAAGGCUUUCAUUUUGAGGAAACAUUGCCUGGCUUCAAAUGGAUUGGAAAUAGAAUCCAUGAAUUAGCAAAAGCAGGAAAGGAGGUCAUUUUUUCCUUUGAAGAAUCCAUUGGGUUUUUGUGUGGGAACAUGGUUCUUGAUAAGGAUGGAGUCAGUACAUCAGCUGUUGUGGCUGAGAUGGCUGCUUAUCUGCACACCAAAAACCUUUCCUUGAACCAACAACUAUGCAACAUCUAUGAAAUAUAUGGCUAUCACAUUUCCAGAACAUCCUAUGUCCUCUGCAGUGACCCACCCACUAUUUACAGAAUAUUUAGCCGUCUGCGCAACUUCGGAGGCCCGGGUGUAUACCCAGAAUUAUGUGGUGAUUACUGCAUCACACACAUCAGAGAUGUGACCACUGGUUAUGACAGCAGUCAGCUUGACAAAAAAUGCGUCCUUCCAUUAACAAAAAAUAGCCAAAUGGUUACAUUCACAUUUCAGAAUGGCAUUGUUGCCACGCUUAGGACCAGCGGGACUGAGCCAAAGAUCAAGUAUUACACAGAAUUCUGUGCACCACCAGGAGAACGUGAUCUCUCUUGUUUGGAGGAGGAGUUAAGAAAAGUGACCACUGCUUUAGUUGAAGAGUUUCUUGAGCCUGACAAGAACAACCUGCUUCGCAGAUCAGUAUAGCUUCAUUUCACUCGUGAGUCAUGGUAAGAUUGUUGUCCUCAUGGGCAUCUCAUGUAAACCAGUCCAAAAAGGCCUGUCUGUGUACCGUCCUGUGAAUGUCGUUUUAUCACUGUGAAAUUAUUUGAAGCAUUAUCACCUUAUGGCUCUCAGACAAAAAAGUAAAUAUUGCAUUUUUAUUUCAGUGGUUUAUAUAUGACAAAAAAAAUAUUGUCAUGAUCGUUUUCUUUUUUUUUAAAUCUCAAUUGAAUACGUCUUGGUCUGAAGACAUUUACAAGGGUUUGAUUUUUUUAUUUCUGUAACAUUUUUUCAAGAAACUAUCUUAACUUGAUCUUUGAAUGUCACAUUAUUACCAUUACUUUUGUUGUAUAUCCCACCUGCUUGGAUUUGAUGUUUGCUUGCGUCCAGAUUUCAUGAAUAUCACUCCACAUUAUAUUACAUAUGUUAUAUUAACCUGCUCAUUGUUCUCUGAGGUUUUGCUGAGAGUUGCUGCUGCUACCUUUUAAAGCUCUGUGAGCACGUGUAUUUGUUGUGCUCUCAUAAACCUGUCCAUAUUAUAUAAAUAUAUAUAUUUUGAUGUUCACAUGUGUGUUGACGCUCACACCCUUUAUGUUGCGUUUUAUGCGUUGAUAAUCAAGAAGCAAGCAGGACGGCACCUUGUUGCCCUGAACUUCUGCUGGCUUCAUGCUGGAUGCGCACAGAGAAUAGGUAAUUUAAUGGAAGAAUCUGUUUUAUUUUUGAAACUUCUGGUUUCUGCUGUACAUAGUUUCAUGGGCAUAUUUGUAUUUUGUCGGUUAUAUACACAAUGUGCUUGUUGCAGUAAGUUAUAGAAGUGCUAUUGGCUUGAGAAGCAAGGCAAGCAUGGCAUUACUCUCUACUGAUAGAUAACAGGAAGGAAUAUAAUUAAUCACUUUUUAGCUGUUUGGUUACAAAGAACUUUUGUUUCUUAACAGUUUAAGAACUUAAAAAAAAUAUAUAUUAUUUGGGCAGUUCUUAUUAUUUGUCGGUUUAGGUUAUUAUUUAUUCCUUAUAAAACGGUUCCGAAAAAAUCAUUGUUUGACAGUUUUGUUUCCUAACAGUUUAAGAACUUAAAAAAAAUAAUUAUUUGGGCAGUUCUUUGUCGGUUUAGGUUAUUAUUUAUUCCAAACACAAUGAUAUCUAUUCUAUUUAUUUGGUUCUAUCUAUGACUAUGCAGUCAUACAGCCAUUUCCGCCAUACCCCUUUUUUAUGCAAGCAAGGCUAUUAAAUGAAAGUCACAAAGUCAAUAUUAAUUGAGACAGUGAUGUUGUGUUGUUAUGCUGAGUGUAUAUUACAAAUAUCCUUAGUGUACUAUUGUCUAAUUGAAGACACCUCACAAUCCUAUUCAGAUCCAAAUCAAAGUUCGUGAAAUGUAAAGUAUAUUAGUGUUUUGAAAGAACAAUACACAUUUUUGUUGAUUAUUUGAGAGGGUCAAAUAGAGUGUACCUGAUUUUUGAAGAUAUUUUGUGAUAUUUGUGGGAAACCAAAGGAAGAACCUUGUUUUCUGUCUGCAUUAUUAUUUCAAGUAAAACGUUAAUUUGCUGUGCAACCUUGACAUUCCUUAUAUAAAACCUCUCCAAAUAAAUUGUUGUAUUUGUAA